Meyerozyma guilliermondii ATCC 6260 is the source of this 1410-nucleotide messenger RNA. RefSeq lists its product as uncharacterized. Bases 1 to 1410 code for a protein of 469 amino acids. Gene Ontology annotation, cellular component: chromatin; Sin3-type complex. The transcript has a single exon. Gene Ontology annotation, biological process: negative regulation of transcription by RNA polymerase II. The record is from RefSeq and is a predicted model, not a curated record. NCBI's taxonomy places the organism in Eukaryota, Fungi, Ascomycota, Pichiomycetes, Serinales, Debaryomycetaceae. Gene Ontology annotation, molecular function: transcription corepressor activity.
AUGGGUGCCCAUCCCUUCUACUCGCUCCCAAGUCUCUCGAACUUGGGGUCAGGAACCGGAGGACCCCAGCAACGUGUUUCCGGUUUCAAUAUCCCAUCGAUAAACGCCGGAAACGAGUCGAGUCACAACGUGACAAAAACCGAAACGGGCCCCGAACUUCGCCGACUCUCGUCGGUGGGAAUGAACCACAACCCUUCGCAGCUCCCACCUCCUACGCCAAUGAACAACGAACAACCCUCGGCACUGGCUCCUCCUGGAAUGCCAGCCGGCGUUCCCAAUCGCACUGCUACAACCAACGUUUACAGGACAUUGAACGUCAGAGAUGCAUUGUCGUAUUUGGACCAGGUGAAGAUCCAGUUCUACAGUCAGGCAGAUGUCUACAAUAACUUUUUGGAUAUCAUGAAAGAUUUCAAGUCACAAAAUAUCGACACUUCCGAAGUCAUCGAUCGAGUGUCUACUUUGUUCAAGGGUCACCCCAACUUGAUUCAGGGCUUCAACACAUUCUUACCUGCUGGCUACAAAAUUGAGUGCUCGCUCGACCCAUCGGACCCCAAUCCAAUCCGGGUUACCACUCCUACUGGUACCACCAAGCGCCCCAAUAUGAAUGCAACGUAUGGCCAAUGGAGCUCAACCACAGGAGAGACCAAUGGUCAACAGGACUCCCAAGCCAACCAGCAAGCGUUGUCCAGCGCUCACCAGGCAGCACAUCAAUUGCAAGCACUGCAACAACCACCUUUUGGAAAUGAUCCUAAUGGGGGCCAGAUUGAGUUCAACCAUGCCAUUUCCUAUGUCAACAAGAUCAAAACGAGAUUCGCCAACCAGCCAGAUAUUUACAAGCAUUUUUUGGAAAUUCUUCAGACAUACCAGCGCGAACAGAAACCCAUCAGUGAAGUGUACGAACAAGUGACGGUUUUGUUUGCAAACUCUCCCGAUUUAUUGGACGAUUUCAAACAAUUUCUUCCAGACACUUCGAACCAGGCAACUACACAACCGGCUUACUUGCCUCCUGAUAGUGCCAAUGGAUCCAAUGGUUCGCAAUUGCCGCCUGUAGGUAAUUUCCACCAACCUUCUGCCCCAGGAAUGAGCCCGGGAGAAGUAGGGUCGUUUCACCAGCCCAUGUUCCAAGACGAAUUCCGCAAAAGAAAGUCCAUUGACCAACGCAAUGACCCAAGAGCGCAAUACGAAGCCGGACCAUACGAAAACCAUUAUAAUGCUGAAGCUCAAUACUCGAGUCUUCGAUCAAAACCUCUGCCAGUCCAAAACAAGAAUGGUGCAAUGAUACCGAAGGCAGUCAAUCCGGCAUUAGUCCCUGGUGUUCCGGAACCAGUACCUCCUUCGCACACUUCCAAGUCGUCGUCAUUGCUGGAGGAGUUGAGCUUUUUUCGACAAGGUGAAAAAGGCAAUUGGUAA